This is a messenger RNA of Staurois parvus, 365 nucleotides long. The record is from the annotation of a GenBank genome assembly. NCBI's taxonomy places the organism in Eukaryota, Metazoa, Chordata, Amphibia, Anura, Ranidae.
GUGGCUGCAAUGGCAGCACAGGUAGGGCACAGGAGACCGGAUAUAGUGAAUGCAGGGUCCGGGGAGAGCGGAUAUAGUGAAUGCAGGGUCCGGGGUGACCGGAUAUAGUGAAUGCAGGGGUCCGGGGAGACCGGAUAUAGUGAAUGCAGGGUCCGGGGAGACCGGAUAUAGUGAAUGCAGGGUCCGGGGAGACCGGAUAUAGUGAAUGCAGGGUCCGGGGAGACCGGAUAUAGUGAAUGCAGGGUCCGGGGAGACCGGAUAUAGUGAAUGCAGGGUCCGGGGAGACCGGAUAUAGUGAAUGCAGGGUCCGGGGAGACCGGAUAUAGUGAAUGCAGGGUCCGGGGAGACCGGAUAUAGUGAAUGCA